Messenger RNA from Humulus lupulus (European hop), 4172 nucleotides. Its product is annotated as protein ACCELERATED CELL DEATH 6-like. Gene Ontology annotation, cellular component: plasma membrane. Gene Ontology annotation, molecular function: protein phosphatase regulator activity; protein phosphatase 1 binding. The coding region runs from base 1854 to 3686 and encodes 610 amino acids. The record is from RefSeq and is a predicted model, not a curated record. NCBI's taxonomy places the organism in Eukaryota, Viridiplantae, Streptophyta, Magnoliopsida, Rosales, Cannabaceae. The transcript is spliced from 4 exons.
UCUUUUUCUUUUUCUUUCUCUUUUCCCGUUUGCUCUCUCUCUCUCUUCCCUUUCUCUUUCUCUUAUCUUCUUUCUCUCUUCUCUCCACGGUAACACACCAUAACCACAAAGAUCCAACCUCCAGCAACAACUAUUUUUGACACGCGGCGGCUCAUUGAAUUCGUCUUACUCCGACAACCUCAACCACCAAGCGGCACUGCCUAACUCACUCUCAACUGUUUGGAAUAGUCAGUCAAAGUUUUUGUUCGUUAACUUUGACCGUGUUUUCCGGCCAACUCCGACCACCCCUCGACGAGUGAUCAGUACCUUUGGAAACAGCGUGGAGAGAGGAACAAAACCCACUAAGUCAUUCCGGUCAACUCGUCGUUUUUCUCCGGCGAGAUUUUGGGUAUCUCCGCCACUUUCUGGCGACGUUCUGGCGACGUUCUGGCGAGUCUGAGCACUUUUUGGACCGACGGUUCAUAUGAAUGUGAUCUACUCGCCGAUGUGGUCAUUUUGAUAUAUGCCAUGCCUACCUUCGUCUAUGUUUUCGAUACACCGCUCACUGCCGCCACCAACAGCUAUUGUGCACCGCUUGGGAAAAGCGUGAUAUUAAAAUUGGACUAAAUCAUUGUAGGAUCACCGUUAAGCUUAGCAGCUUCACUUUUGGCUCGGAUUGAAAAUUCUAAGAAGGUAGGAACAACUUGACUAAUAGACUUAUUUUACUCGUAUUGAAUUGCAUUAAACAUAUUCCAAUUUUUAUAUUUAUAAAAUUUUUGAAAAAUUGAAAACUUAAUCUGCAUGUAUUCUGAUCUGUUUUGAGGGCACCGAGUGUCAAAUAUAUUUUUAUUCACUUAUUUAUGCAGGUUAUGAUUUUUGGGUUUUAUUCAAAUACAGCUGUUAUGCUGCCCAAUUUUCUAAAAUAUAAAGGGAAUGUGUUUCUUUCUUUUCAUGUUUACUUGCAUUUGGUUAUGCCGAUGAGAGCCAUAGUGAUCUUGAUUUGUGCAUGUUGUUUCACGACCUAGUCUCUGUGUCAUCAUAGGUAGAUCAGGUGUCCACUCACCUGUAGCUAUAAAGACAUAGCAUCUAUAUACAAGAAGUGCUCUAAGCCUCCCCCUUGUGGUGGUUAUCAGGUCCGACUACCCGGUUUAAGAUGUUGGUUUUUCUAUGGUGGGUAACGGGGACUAGGGAUUUAUUGGACGGUGUGAUGUGCACUUGUAGCUAUGCUCUUAUGAUUAUUUGUGGUUUCUCUCUAUUUUGGUUUAUACAUCAUGAUAUAUGUUUUGUUUUCAAAGCCAACUAAGCAAGAGUUUUAUUAAACUUUUGGGUCCUAUAUUAUUAGUUGCUUUCCUACCGGGCUUUAUAAGCUCACCCCCUAUAUCUCUCCCAUUCUAGGAGCCUAGUGACGCGAAUGAGGAUAAGGUGAAUUAUUGAUUGAGCAAAUGUGUUUAGCCUAGUUUUAUUUAGUGUCAUUAUUUUAUCUUUUGAACAUUAUAUAUGUAUAUUUGAUUUGGAACCGGUAUAUCUGAAUUAGUUAUGUAAUUGUUAGGAAUGAGGAAUGGUGGAUGCUAAGUAUAAUUUUAGGUGUUCAUGACUUAUUAAAUUUAAUUAUUUUGUGACUACAUAACUGUGAGGAUAUUAUUGUUCUAUGUAUAAUAAUAAAUGAUCACGCUUUUAUCAUUAAUAUUUUUAUAUAUAGUUAUAGGAGCUAUUCCAUUAUUUUUAUUUAUGAAUAUAAUACUAUUUAAUAUAAACUAAAUGAUCGUUUAUAAAGACUAUUUUACUACAAGGGUCAAAGUUUGACCUUUGACCAGCCAAGUUAUGGAUAUUACAAAUCUGUCAUGGCAUAGGGCUUGGAUCGUGGCAUUAUAUGUAUGCAUACAAUGAACAUUAUUACAAUAACAUAUAAAUUUAAUAUGCAAUGGCUUCUUCUUCUGUUGCUUCUCAUGAGCCCUUUGACAACUAGUGAUUCUCAGAAAACAAACAUCCAUAGUGAGCGCAUUUGCAUGGAUCGCAAGCUAUUCCAAGCUGCAACUGAUGGUGAAACUGAAGUCUUCAGGGAAAAGGUCAGUGAACUCCAACUGUUAUUGACCCCAGAAAGAAAUACAGUGCUCCAUGUCCAUAUCAUCACUACUUCAAGAACCACUAAUCAAACAACUACCUUCGUGGAAGGGAUCCUGGACUUGUGUCCAACACUGUUGAUGCAAACUAAUGCAAGAGAAGAGACUCCCUUACUCAUGGCAGCAAGGUACGACCAUCACCACAUUGUUGAUUUUCUAAUUGAACGUGCCAAAUUAUCCCAACCACAGGACCUUGAAGAGGACAUCUCUAGUGUCCAAACGAUGAUAAGGAUGAAGAAUGAGGAAGAGGACACUGCGUUGCACGAGGCUGCGCGGUUCGGGCAUCUUGAGGUUGUGCAGAUAUUGACGAGAGAAGACCCUCAUUUCUCGUAUUCGGCUAAUAAAGCAGGCGAGACUCCACUCUACAUAGCCGUCCAGUGCCGACACCAAGAUUUGGUGAAGGAAAUACUAAAUAAUUGUUCGUCACCAGCUACCAGUGGCCCUAAUGGCAGAACUGCACUGCAUGCAGCUUCUACAAAUAUAGGAAUAACAAAAAUGCUUUUGGACAAAGUAGAUUAUCUGACAAAACAAGCAGAUGAUGAUGGUUUUAUUCCACUGCACUAUGUUGCUUGCUUUGACUCAUCAAAUGUGGUGGAGAUUACAAAAAUGUUGCUAGAAAAUAAUGAAAGUAGUGCAUACAUCAAAAAUAAGAAAGGCAUGACAGCGCUUCACAUUGCAGCUUACAAUGAGUGUUAUGGUGAUAAGAUAAUGAAGGAAAUUCUGGCAAGUUGUCCAGAUAGCUACGAACAAGUUGACAAUGAAGGCAGAAAUGUUCUACACCAUGCUGUGUCGACUACAUGUCUCUCCAACGUAAACUUCAUCUUAGAACAUGCAUCAUUAAUAGGUGGCCAUUACCUUUUAAAUAGAAAAGAUAAGGAAGGAAAUACCCCAUUGCUUCAUAUGGCUGCCACUUCCUCAUGGAAUCUGCCCAUUCUAAAAUCUUUGUUGUCUCAUCCCAAAGUGAAUAGGAUGUCACUCACCAAACAAAACAACAAUAUUCGAGAUGUGUAUAUGAUUCAAUUCAAACAAUAUGAGGUAAGAAUGCUGGAUCUCUUCAAUAAAUACUCCAUAGAGCCUUCUGUGGGAAAACAUAUCCUAGAACUCGAACUCAAUCGCGAGAACAUUAAGUAUGUGCAGAAGGAAGUCAUUACAAAAAUGAAAGAAUCUAGUCUAGUUACUUCUACGUUGAUUGCGACAGUGACAUUUGCAGCUGGAUUUACGAUGCCAGGAGGUUACAUAAGCGACGAGGUUGGACAUCGACAACAAGGGAGUGCUGUACUGAGGAACAACACAGCAUUUCAGGCCUUCAUCAUAACAAACACAAUGGCCAUGUUGCUCUCUGCUACAUCUGUUUUUUUGAACAUCUUUCUUAAUAUAUCAUUUGUAGAAGGAGUAAAUGAUCACAGGAAGUGGAAUUACUAUAAGGUUUGCAUGAGCUUAACAAUCUAUGCCCUGGUCUUAAUGAUGAUAGCAUUUGUCACUGGUACAUACGCAGUGUUGUCACUUUCUGCUCCCCUUGCCAUCACCACUUGUUUUAUUGGAUCGCUUUUCUUUGUUAUCACAUUCUACAUAAUAAUGCAUAAAUAAGAGAGUGUAUAAUUUAGGAAUAAUUUUCAUAUAUAUACUCAUAAAGCUUCUAGUCAUAACUUGUGCAAGUGAUAAAUAUAUAAGAGUAAACUCAAAAUUUUAAAUUUAUUAUUAAUAAAUUUAUUUUAAUUAUUUGAAUAUUACUACAAUAUAUAAAUGUUAUUAUGUGUUAGUUCAGCCACUUUAACUAAAUGUUAUUGUGGUGUUUGGGUUCUUUUUCUUUCAGUUUUAUUAUUAUGUUUAGUUAGUUAGUUCUGUUAAGGGAAUUAGCUAUAAAUACUUGAGAACCUUGGUCUGUUGGGAUAUUGGUUAAGAGUUAGAAAUUGAGUGAGAUUGGAGGGUUGUAAAGAGUUCAAGUGUAUCUAAUCUUGAUCUUUCAUUGUGUGAGCUCUCUUUGUAAUUUGAAGCAAGGCUUCUUGGUGUAAACUCUUGUUCUGAUCUCAAGCUUACUGAAUAAAGUUCUCAGCCAUUUUUGAGGUUGUUCUA